AUGGGUGUGGCUGAGGGAUUUAAGGGGUCGGGCGUGUUCGCUAAGGUGAGUUUAGGGAUGCUGCUGCUGGCGGCCAUGUUCGCAUGGAUCGCGUUCACAUGCACCGGUUGGGGACGGACCGACACACCGGGCGCACUGGCGGACACGUAUUUUGGACUGUGGCGCAUCUGCACGGAUGCUAUUCCCUUCCCGAACUGCCGACCCACGGAUGGCUGGGCCAGAGACUGGUGGGCAGCCACCCAGGCCUUGGUGACAAUCGGAUUUCUCGGCAUCAACGUGUCCCUAUGCCUGCUCAUCGUAUACAUGUUCAUCCCCAGCUGCCUUAAGAACCACGAGGUUGCCAUGACAACCGCAAUCGUCGCCAUUGUUACAGGCGCGCUGUACCUGAUCGGUGUAAUUGUGUUUGGCGCCAAUUUCAAAGAGGACUACAUUGACUUCCUUGGUCCCCUUUCCGGUGAGCGGUACCGGCUCGGGUACGCGUUUGCACUGUCUAUCGUGGCGCUCGUGCUGGAGAUCGCAGGGGGCGUCAUGGUGCUGCUGGAUCGAAAAGUGGCUCAGCCAGGAACCGCCCCCGCUUCAUAA
Messenger RNA from Mya arenaria, 582 nucleotides. RefSeq lists its product as uncharacterized. Bases 1 to 582 code for a protein of 193 amino acids. The record is from RefSeq and is a predicted model, not a curated record. NCBI's taxonomy places the organism in Eukaryota, Metazoa, Mollusca, Bivalvia, Myida, Myidae. Gene Ontology annotation, cellular component: membrane. The transcript is spliced from 3 exons.